This is a messenger RNA of Panthera uncia (snow leopard), 1475 nucleotides long. RefSeq names its product apolipoprotein F (gene APOF). Lineage: Eukaryota; Metazoa; Chordata; Mammalia; Carnivora; Felidae. Gene Ontology annotation, biological process: cholesterol metabolic process. The record is from RefSeq and is a predicted model, not a curated record. The transcript has a single exon. Bases 55 to 906 code for a protein of 283 amino acids.
GGAACUGGUUUGUAAUUUUCUGGUUUGUCGCCUCUCCAGUGUACUGUUUCAGACAUGUGUGGCCUCAGAUUCAUCACGAUACAAGUUGAGCUGCUUUUUUGCUACCUCCUGCUGCACCCUGUGGAUGCCAUUUCAUAUGGAAACCAGACAAAUAUUCUGAUGCACCUUCCCUCAUCCUUGAGGUCCUGGCCACCCUCCUCAGACCCUUUGUUCUGCCAGACCCUGCUCCCAAAGUCCCUGCCUGGCUUCACCCACAUGGCCCCUCUACUCAAGUUCUUGGUAGGCUUGCCACUGCUGAUCACCCUGGAGAAAGCUGGCUGCCAGGCUGAUACCUGGGCCCUGCAACUUCAGUUGUAUCAUCAGGGGGGUGUGAAAGCUACACAGAUCCUCAUCCGGCAUCUUCAAGGGCUCCAGAAAAGCAGAAGCACAGGGAGGGCAGUUUCAGUGGAUGCCCUGGCCUCUACUCUACAGCUGUUGACCAGGGAGCAGCCGGGCCCACAAAGAGCCCAACGAUCCCUACCCAUCAAUGACUGUGAACAGGAGCAGGAGCAGGGUGUGCACGAUAUAGUCCAGCUGUUGCCAGGAGUGGGAACCUACUACAACCUGGGCACAGCUCUGUAUUAUGCUGCUCAGAACUGCUCAGACAAGGCCAAGGAACGAGGCCAAGAUGGGGUCAUAGAUAUGGGUUAUGACUUUCUGAUGACCAUGGUUGGGUUAUCUGGGGGACCCACAGGACUACUAAUCAGCGCUGCACUUAAACCUGCAGUGAAGACUGGGAUUCAACAGUUGAUCCAGUAUUACUAUGUGAAUGAGGCAAACACCCCUCUGCCAGAGAUCAGCGAAGAGACCUGGGGGAGGGCUUUAAAUGUGAGUGACCUGGAAGAAACAACUUCCAAGGCCCUUUGACCUUAGUGUCGCACCAUUAUUAAUUCAGGGCUUAUUUAAUAGCUAUGACUUAUGCCAUCUUGAGAUGGCGGUCUUGGGAUGUAAAAGGUGGUCCUAACAGAAUGAACAAAUCUAAUAUUUUAACAAGCUGUAAUGUGUGUUUCUUCAAAAUCCAAAUCUCUGGUUUGUUAUCAAUGAGGAAGGCAGUUCUGUACAAUGCAGAGUUUUUUCUUUUUUAAUGUCUAUUUAUUUUUAGAGAGAGACAGAGAGAGCGUGCAAGCAUGUGCACGUCCAGGGGAGGGGCAGAGAGAGAAGGAGACAGGAUCCGAAGCAGCUCUCUGCCCUGACAGCAGAGAGGGAUGCAGGGCUCAAACUCAUGAACCGUGAGAUCAUGACCUGAGCCGAAACCAAGAGUCCGUUGCCUACUGAGCCACCCAGGCUCCCCCAAGUACAGGUAUUUUAUUUUCUAUCAAAAAAUUUUUUAAUGUUUGGGGCACCUGUGUGGCUCAGUCAGUUGAGUGUCUGGCUUUGGCUCAGGUCAUGAUCUCACAGUUUGUGAGUUCAAGCCCUUCAGGCUCUGUGCUGACAGC